AUGUCAGUGGCAAUAGUUUUGGUGCUGGCAUUAACCAGUCUGAUUCCGAUUCACGCCAAAGUUCACGGCACCGGAAAAAUAUGCGACGAGCUUGGUCGGAGAUCAUUGAGUACAAGACCACACAGUGUCUCUAUUGCAGAGUUUGGAGCAGUGGGGGAUGGCAAAACGCUGAACACUCUUGCGUUUCAAAACGCCGUUUUCUAUCUAAUGUCUUUCGCCGACAAAGGUGGGGCCCAGCUGUAUAUCCCGCCUGGAAAAUGGCUCACCGGAAGUUUCAACCUCACUAGCCACCUCACUGUUUUUCUCGAAAACGGCGCCGUUAUAGUUGCCUCCCAAGAUCCAUCGGAUUGGGAAGUUGUGGAUCCGUUACCUUCGUAUGGGAGAGGAAUUGAUUUGCCUGGGAAGCGAUACAUGAGUUUGAUAAACGGCUAUAAGCUACGUGAUGUUGUUGUAACAGGUGAUAAUGGUACUAUAGAUGGUCAAGGCUUGGUUUGGUGGAAACGGUUAGCUUCUCAUUCCUUAGAGCAUAACCGUCCUCACCUCGUUGAAUUUGUAUCUUCCGAAAAUGUGAUGGUCUCGAAUCUUACGUUUCUGAAUGCUCCUGCUUAUUCAAUCCAUUCAAUCUACUCUAGCCAUGUAUAUAUUCACAAGAUAUUGGCUCAUUCUUCUCCCGAAUCUCCUUAUACAAUCGGCAUUGUACCAGACUCUUCUGAAAAUGUGUGCAUCCAAAACUCGACCGUUAACGUGGGAUAUGACGCGAUUUCACUCAAAAGCGGUUGGGAUGAAUAUGGAAUCGCGUAUUCGCGUCCCACUGAGAAUGUUCAUAUAAGAAAUGUGAACCUAGGAUCAGCUUUUGGUUCGGCUAUUUCCUUUGGCAGUGAAAUGUCCGGUGGGAUAUCGAAUGUCCUUGUCGAAAAUGCAAUUAUACAAAACUCACUAACCGGUAUUGCCUUUAGAACUACCAAAGGAAGAGGCGGUUACAUGAAAGAUAUCGAUAUUUCGAAUAUAGAUAUGUCGAGAGUCGGCACUGCGAUUGUGGCUAAUGGUAGCUUUGGUUCUCAUCCGGAUGAUAAGUACGACGUAAAUGCUCUCCCGGUAGUGAGUCACAUCAGAUUAAGUAACGUUUCGGGUGUAAACAUUAGCGUUGCGGGGAUAUUGUUUGGGAUAAAAGAGUCUCCGUUUAGGUCAGUGGCAUUAUCAAAUGUCUCUUUGUCGAUGAGCUCUGUCUCUACUGUUUCUUGGCAAUGCUCCUACGUUUACGGCUCUUCAAAAUCAGUUGUUCCUGAACCGUGCCCCGACCUGAAGAGAGUUGAUAGUGCUUACCUUAGAGCUGCUGUCAAAAGAAACCGUAACACCAAACCAAAGAUUCUUUAUAGGAUUCCUUCAUCAGUCAGUUCUUUAUUUGUGAAGUUAGAAAAGAAAUCUGUACAUCUCUUUAUUCAUGUACAAGUGAAGAAAUUUUGUUGA
Molecule: messenger RNA, 1467 nt
Organism: Microthlaspi erraticum
Lineage: Eukaryota; Viridiplantae; Streptophyta; Magnoliopsida; Brassicales; Brassicaceae
Source: the annotation of a GenBank genome assembly